AGGAAAUUGCUGCUAACUGCAAAAAAGUUAAACCAAUGGUGGUGAAUGGUUGACAAGUUGACAAAUGGGCCUAAUACAGUUGAAUGCAGCAAGUCGCGGCGUUUGGUCGCAUCGGUACGUUUACGUUGAACAUAACGCGUUUAAACGGAAUUCCAUUUGAUGCUCUGUUAUGUAGCUGGGUGUACAGUUAUUUACUCAACAUAAACCGAAGUUGCUUGAAUUGUAUUGGCCAGCAUGCUGUGGACCGAUCUGUGCUAUAAACUUUACUUUUGGCCAUUUCUCAAUUAUCUGGCGGGAAUCAAAGGAAUUUGUCCAUUUUAUCCAGGUUUUUUCCCCCUUAUCACACUGCCACCAGGCACUAUAUUGACAACGCCAUCCACAGUGACUACAACCACAACCACAACUGUAACCACAACUACUACUACAGCCGGCACCACAGUGCCCACAUUUUCACCAACACCACCAACGGUCCCUACACUGCCGCCAUGUCCGGCUCAGCCACUGCUGUGUUUAAAUGACGGCACUCCUCCGAUACCUUACUGCCCAUGCAUUGACCCAAGGCAAAGUGGUCUGGUAAAUGCAAUGGGCGCAACUACAUUGACGCCGUCUUUGGCGCUACGAGCGGGCGCGGCCAUAUCGUCAGACCGUCUUGUCUUCAUGCCGGUUAACGCUCAACCGAAUGUUGCUCAGAAUUUACAACAACAACAACCAAGUGGUAGUUCUAAUUUUAAUUUUCCUUUGCGCUCACGAAAUGGCGUACAGCCGAGCGCAACGCCCGGUCCAGUCGGCUCGGAUACGUUAGUUUUCAGUUCGCUUAGCGGACGUCGGCGCAGGAAACGGCGAAAGUGAAAUGUGUACUACACGAAAAAAUUGAAUUUGCUAAUGUUUUUGUAUUUCAAUUAUGAAUGAACGAUUAUUUAGUAGAAAGUAGAAUAAAUAUGGAUUCAUUUUCAUAAAUUAGUUUAUAGAAAAUACUAAUGGCCGAAAUAAUAUGAAACUGCACUGUGCCCCUUUAAUAUUAUAUUAUAAAAAAUUAAGUCUUAUUAUAAUUACAUUAUUUUAUAAUAUAUGUAUAAUAUAUUAUUUUCAUAUUAUAUAAUAUUACAUCCUAUAUAAUAUUUGAUAUUUAAAUAUAUUAAUUUUAAAAGUUUCAUUAUAUUUAAAGUUCAUUUGAUUCAAAAUUAGUAAAAAGAAAACAUAUUCAUUUAGAGUUCUAACCUAAAAAAUUGACUAUUUGAAACUAAUUUUCUAUUAUAGCCUAAGUAUGUACCAUUUAUUAUUUUUAUGAUAUCAAAACACUCGCAUAAAUAAAAUAAUUAUUUCCGGU
Molecule: messenger RNA, 1327 nt
Organism: Bactrocera oleae (olive fruit fly)
Lineage: Eukaryota; Metazoa; Arthropoda; Insecta; Diptera; Tephritidae
Product: hepatitis A virus cellular receptor 1
Source: RefSeq, a predicted model, not a curated record